Moneuplotes crassus is the source of this 1971-nucleotide messenger RNA. The record is from the annotation of a GenBank genome assembly. Lineage: Eukaryota; Ciliophora; Spirotrichea; Euplotida; Euplotidae.
UUUAAAUCUAAAUGCCGUUGCAAGAGUCCCUCCCUCCACUGAGCGAAGCCAUUAUCGAACUAUACCUGAACGUAAAGGUCAGGAGUAAUGAAGAGAUUAGUAAUUACGAUGAGUCAGUCUUUGAAAAAGAAAAAGAUAAGCUGAGAGAACUCAGCCCUCACACUGUCCUAGACUACAUCAAGUCCUCCGUAGAAAUACUAAUGAACAUUAAAAGCGAGGAAAGAAAGAGCAAAAAGAAGAAAGACAAGCCUCUUAGAUUUGUUGAUGAGUCUGAUGAUAUUUUGUCAGCAACUUCUCAGAGCUUGUGAUCCACACUCGAGCAGUUCAAAGAUGGUCCACCCAAGGAAUAUGAGGAAGCAAUUCAAAAGCUAGAAGGAGAUGUAAGAAUGCAUAUUAGAGUGGAACAACAAAUGAGACUCCACAUAGAAAAUCUACAACAAAAAAUCGAAGAUAUAGAAAAGGCUAACAAUUCAAACAUCUCUAAAAUAAAGAAAGAAAUUGAAAAUUUAAAGGUAGAAAAAUAGAAGGCUAAAUGAGCUUUUGAACAUUAAAGAGCAUCAAUUAAAAACAAGGAAAGGAAAAGAGCUUGAAGAAAUUAAAGAGAAAUAUGAGUCUAAGAUAAGCUUCCUCGAGGCGCAUUAUCAAGAACAAAUUGAUCAAUUACAAAGAGAGAUCAAGAUUAAAAAUAAUGAUCAUAAUUUAAAAAGCUGCCUCAAAUCUGAAAGAAGCCGGUCUUCGAAAUCAUUAAAGAAGGAAGAGAAUAAGAGAACCCACAGAAAGGAGUUGUCUUAUUCUGUUAAUUAUCUCAAAGCAGAGCCUGAAUGACAUAAUACUAAAAGGGAUGAUGAAGAAUGAGACACAGAUAUCACCCCAGCUGAAGAAUUAAAUAGUAUCGAUAAAGAAAGAAUGAUUUACAAUGCUGAAAAUAUUGGCAAUGAGUCACUUUUGGUCAAUUUUUAUAAGAAGAAACUUGAUGAUCAGAAAAAUGAGUCCUCUAAAAAUACGAUUGAAGCACAGAAUUUCACACACCGAGCAUCAGGUCCUUUGAAAGCUCGUGAUGAGAAUCAAUUGAAGGAUGGUGAAAAAUCAAACCUAACAUCAAUUUAUCUCCAAUCUAGCUCUCAUAGGAAUAUAUCUGGAUAUGUGCCAAAGCAUUACCAGAUUCCAAUCAAGAAAACUUGAGGCAAAGGUGAAUCUCGGAGUAAAAAUGAUAUGGCAGGAAAUCUAAAGAUGCUCCACAAAAAGCAUAUAAAAGCAUCUUCGAUUAGUAAGAACAACGACCCGACUCAUAAAAGAAGCAAAUCUCAUCAUUCCCAGUACGCAUCUCAUAAAAGAGUGGGCAGUGUUGCUCAUUAUUCUAUAAACUUUGGCAAACAGAUAGAAAGCAUGAGCAUUGAUAAAGACAAUUAUAGAGUCUCUCCAAAUGAAGCAAUGGAGAGUGAAUCGUUUGAUUCAAGAACAUUUAAUAAACAAAACUCUCUUAUUGACCAGAAGCAGAAAGCAAUGAACAGCCAAGCCUCUGGAUCUAGACUUGGAAAAUCUCCCUUACAAUACUGAGAUAGUUCAGACAGUAGAAAAGUUGAAGUCUCAAAUACUUGGGAUAAUAGGAAAUCGACUGCAUAUCCCUCUAAGGAUUACUCGAAAUCAACCUCAGGUUCGAGAAUAGCUCCUACAAGGACCAGCAGUAGUCUUUCGAGUUAUCACUUUAAUACAAACAGGAGUACUUUAAAUAAAAGCAAAAGGAAAGAUUCUCAGAGAGUAAGAAAAGUGGAUAGCGAAAAGAAGCUUCAUAUGAGCAGUGUUCCUAAAACUUAUAAGAAUAAAUCUCUGAAGAACCAAUCUUAUCACCCUAAGACUAAGCAAUACCUCAAAAAUACUGGGGUUGCUAAAAAUGUUAGCUCGACACAUAUAAGGAACCCUAGUCAGACCGGGACUUAUAAAAAGUUAUACUAAUCAAUAAUUGAUCUGUAA